Alosa alosa (allis shad) is the source of this 1266-nucleotide messenger RNA. It is a transcript of the gene arg1, whose product is annotated as arginase 1. The coding region runs from base 102 to 1115 and encodes 337 amino acids. The record is from RefSeq and is a predicted model, not a curated record. Gene Ontology annotation, cellular component: nucleus; cytoplasm; cytosol. Gene Ontology annotation, molecular function: arginase activity; manganese ion binding. The transcript is spliced from 8 exons. NCBI's taxonomy places the organism in Eukaryota, Metazoa, Chordata, Actinopteri, Clupeiformes, Clupeidae.
AAGUGUGGCACGGUCGAACGUGUCAUCACACACGUGUAGGUAAAGCCGUGAGAGCUUGUCACUCCAGCCAGCGGACUGCAGCAAGCAGCUUGUCCCGCGACAUGCCACCGACGAAGGGCUCGAUGGGGCUGCGGCUCGUCCUGCGGACAUUCACGAGAGGACAUCACUCAGUUGGCAUAGUCGGAGCGCCUUUUUGGAAAGGACAGCCGAGAGCCGGAGUGGAAGAGGGACCAGAUCUCAUUCGAGCCGCCGGAUUGGUUGAGAAACUUAAAGGGCAAGGGUGCACAGUGAAGGAUUAUGGGAAUGUUUCCUUUGAGGAGGUGGCCAGUGACGAGCCCAUCGGUGGGGCCAAGCGACCGCUGGCCGUGGGACGAGCCAAUGAGCAGCUGUCGAACGCGGUCAGCAGGGUGAAAAGGGACGGACACACCUCUGUGAUGCUGGGAGGAGACCACAGCCUGGCGAUCGGCUCCAUCCAUGGCCAUGCGUCGUGUCGUGGUGAGCUGAGUGUGGUCUGGGUGGACGCUCACGCUGAUAUCAACACUCCCCUGACCAGCACCACUGGCAACAUCCACGGCCAGCCCAUGUCCUACCUCAUCCACGAACUGCACUCAAAGAUCCCAGCCAUUCCGAGCUUCUCCUGGCUCAAGCCGUGCGUCCGCGCCAAAGACCUCGUCUACAUCGGCCUGAGAGACGUGGACCCUGGAGAGCAUUACAUCCUGAAGGACCUCAACAUCAAGAUGUUCUCCAUGACCGAACUGGAUCGGUUGGGAAUUGCCAAGGUCAUGGAGCAGACGUGCGAUCACCUCUUCUCUAAGGGGAAGAAGCCCAUUCACCUGAGCUACGAUAUCGAUGCACUGGACCCCUCCAUCUCGCCCGCCACGGGCACACCUGUGAAGGGAGGACUGACCUACAGAGAGGGCAUUUACAUCACCGAGCUCAUAUGCCAGACAGGCCUGUUGUCCGCGGUGGAUAUGGUGGAAGUAAACCCCAAGCGCGGUCGCUCAGAAGCCGAGAUCAACUCCACGGUCAGCUCGGCGGUGGACCUAGUUCUGGGCUGCUUCGGACGUCGCCGAGAGGGCUCGCACCCCUCAGAUUACAUCAUGCCCAUGCCAUGACACAGAUACCCCACCACUCAACCUGUUUUUUAAACUCUGUGCUGAAUGCUGAACUUUCUAGAGGGAAGUUUUAUUUCAUGUCAUUUUCUAGGAUGAUGCUGUUUCCCUCCUACUGUAUGAGUAAAUGAAAAAGUGAGAGUGUGAUUUCAAA